This is a messenger RNA of Lasiodiplodia theobromae, 876 nucleotides long. RefSeq lists its product as uncharacterized. The record is from RefSeq and is a predicted model, not a curated record. The coding region runs from base 1 to 876 and encodes 291 amino acids. Lineage: Eukaryota; Fungi; Ascomycota; Dothideomycetes; Botryosphaeriales; Botryosphaeriaceae. The transcript has 2 exons.
AUGAGUGCGGUUGCCGAGACCAGCGGUGGGCCGACGCCUCCGAUCCAGGUGCUCUUCGCCCUCCAUCCUGGUUUCGACACGUUGGACGUCGCCGGUCCCGUCGAGGUUCUCCACACGGCCAGGCACAACCCCGGCGACCCUGCCGGCAAAGCCUUCAACAUUAGGUUUGUCUCGGCCACCGAGCACACGGUCUCGGAGCAAGGUGCAUCCUUCCGCGCGCACAUGGACUUCGAGGAUGCGCACGAGGACCUCAACGACUUCGACGUCCUCAUCGUCCCGGGCGGCGGCACCGACCCCGUGCUCGAGAAGAACGAGGAGCCGAUGAAGCUCAUCAAGGCUUUCGCCGAGCUGCAGCAGAAGGACCUGACCAAAGAGCGCACUCUCAUGUCCGUGUGCACGGGCUCGCUGCUGCUCGCGCAGGCUGGCGUGCUCCAGGGGCUGUCGGCGACAACUCAUCCCGACUACUACACAAAGUUCGAGGUCAUCUGCCAGAAGGCGGCCCAGCAGGGCGACCUCCAGCAGACCAACGUGAUGGAGGAGCGCUACGUGGUCAACAACGCGCGCUUUGAACUGGGCGAGAACGAGGACGAGAACCCCUUCAUUCUCAAGGCGCGCCCGGACGGCCGGCGCAAGAGCAUCGCGCGCAAGGGCAGCAAUGCGUGGAAGGAGGGCCGCCGCCGCGAGAGCAUCGCGCGCCGCUCGAGCCUGCGCCUCGGCGGCCUCCGUGUCAUCACGAGCGGCGGCAUCACGACGGGCUUGGACGCCAGCCUGUAUCUCGUCGGCGCCAUGGUGUCGCACGACUCGGCGAUCGAAGUCGCGCGCGUCAUGCAGUAUGAAUGGAACAAGGGCGUGACGGUUGACGGCAUUGACGUGUGA